This is a messenger RNA of Aegilops tauschii subsp. strangulata, 777 nucleotides long. NCBI's taxonomy places the organism in Eukaryota, Viridiplantae, Streptophyta, Magnoliopsida, Poales, Poaceae. The record is from RefSeq and is a predicted model, not a curated record.
AUGGAGGCGGACGCGCGUGGCCGAGCCGGCGCGGGGAGGCGUCGGGGCACCACAGCCGGCGCAGCGGGACCGGAGCAGGCGGCCACGGGCGCGGGGGAGCCGGCCACGGGCGGAGCCGGGCCCAGGGCAGCCGGAGACGGGCGCAGGAGCAGCCGGCAUGGGGGAGGCCGGCCAGGCGAGGCGGACUCGGCGGGGCAGCCGCCCAGCCGGCGCGCGGGAGGCGGCAGCGGCAACCCGGACGAGCGGCGCACACGGCGAGCGCCGGAGCCGGCGGGGGGCGCGCGAGGCGCGCGGAGCGGGCAGCGGACCGACGGGGCGGAGGCGAGCCGGCGAGGGCCCAGAGCCACCUGGCGCGGAGCACCCAGCAGCCGGCAGGGGCCCGGAGCCACCCGGUGCGUGGACGGACAGCCGUGGCAGUCCGGCGCGAAGGAGGACGGGAGGCGCGCGCGGGGCCAGGAGGGGACGUCAACACGACGAGGCAGCGCGCGCCCGCGCGUGGGGGCGCUUGGCGGCGGCGAUGCAGGAGCGCCGGGACGCUGCGAACGGAGCAGCGUUGCGGGGGCGGCCGAGGCCUACGGGGCGACGGGGAGCCUCGGGGAGCAGCAGCACCAGGAUGUGGGGCUCGCGCGCGAGCGCAGAGAAGGGGUGCAGGCGCACGGACGGCGGAAGCGCCGGCGCGGUCGGCCGCGGCGCUCGCAGGCUUCAGCGGGUGCAGGAGCAAGCAUGCAGCGGGCAAUAGUAGCAGCAAACCAGCGCCAUUGUCUUGGCGUGGUCUGA